Formica exsecta is the source of this 1134-nucleotide messenger RNA. RefSeq lists its product as uncharacterized. The record is from RefSeq and is a predicted model, not a curated record. Lineage: Eukaryota; Metazoa; Arthropoda; Insecta; Hymenoptera; Formicidae. The transcript has 4 exons. The coding region runs from base 419 to 967 and encodes 182 amino acids.
AUAGUUGAGGACGUUCGAUGCGAAUCAUGCACUUUGUAUCGAGCCAUUAAUUAAAUGUAUCGUGCACUUCUGCGGUGAUCGCGACAUCGCGUUGCAUUUUUUGAUUUGAAUUCAACCAUUGCAGUUGGACUAUCAUCUGCUUCGCUGGAAUUGAUUGUUGAAUGAAUUUGCGAAAUGGAUUUUGAUACCGUAUCUUAAGCUGCUUCAGCUACGAAGGCCAUGUUGAUUACUGCGAUAAUAUCGUCAAUACUAUUGUUUUUCAACCUAAUUUAGGAGUCUUCCUACCAAAGUGCACCGCUAUUAGCAUAACGCGUACAAAGGAGACAUCCGGGAAGCGUGACCCCGAGGACCCUGCAAUCGACAGCUGAACAUCUUUUUAUCGGCCGAUAUUUUUUCAUCGAACGAGGAAGGAAUCGAUAUGGAUAAUCGGAUUUAUAUAGACGAGGAAACCGGCGAGGAUUUGAUCCACCCGUUCGUCGAUUGUAACAUUUCUCAUUCGAUCGACUCAAUGGCGAUGAAUGACGCGGAGACUGGGGAGCCAGAAGUCAACCUCAUAGACAACGGGAUCAGAGGUCAUCUUAGGAAAGUGCCAUUUCAGAUACCAAAGGAGGUGAAGGAAAAAUCAUCAAAAAAACGCCAUUUAACAGAGCUAGAACCGGUUCCACCGGGUGCCUCCUUUGGCCAGAUAAAUCCCAUUUGUCUGUUUUUACCGGCCAUCAUCUAUUUCCGCUGGUUCCUCGCCUUAUUGAUGCUUUUCGAGGUCACUCUGCAUGUGUGGGCACAUCACAAGAACAAGACUCUGAAAAACGCCAGCGUAUAUUUUCGUUCACCGUUUCACGACAUCUCUGCCGAAUUCUGCGCUCUCUGCCAGAGCGAGACCUGUAUGAAUCGUGUCGGUAAAAUGCACCAGAUUCGGAUGCACAAAUUUCUGCGGCAAUGUAACUACAUGAAGAGAGUAGUAACGUGAACUUGGGUUAGGUGAAUGUAUCUAGCGGUACCUUAAACGUCGCAGAAUUUUAAAAUGGUGACGAUAAUCGUGAUAACAUCUUCUCGAUUUCUUACAAAAUUGUUUUAUAUAAAAUAACUGUUAUAUAUAUAUAUAUAUAUAAAUUUUUUAUUCUAUAGGUGAAGGGA